UUGCUGGUACAAGACGAAGUGCUGUGUAAUUGCUCUGAAAAUAUUGAUAAUUGGUUGAGAAAUGGAUUUUAGACAUUUCUGUUAGUGGAAACCGUUAUAGAUUGGAAAUGCAAUGUUUUAAUAAUGAAGACUAUAUAAUAAGGUUGGCUAUUGUUUUCCAUGCGAAAUAUGCUUCGGGGAAUUUAGAGCAUAAAAUGGUUCCCACCUGCUACUAUUAAGGAAGUAACACUUUCUACAUAUUUACCUCACAGCGAAAUCGUGUUUUUUUAAAAACAACACAACUAGAGAAGUGAUGUAUUUUCGUAAGCCGUGUUAGAAACCAGGAAGUUGGGAAUACUGCUCCUGGCUUAGUUAUUUAUUGCUGUGUCAGUGGACAAAUCAGUCUCUUUUUGUUUUGUUUUGUUUUGUUUUUGGUACCUCGAUUUUCUGAUGAGACUGCCUGAAGCUGCCCUAGCCAAAAGAAGCUGCCACGUCAACAACAUGCAACUGUAGGGGACUCAGGAACAAAAGCUACUAUGUAAAAUAGUUUAAGAAUAAGAUUGCGGGAUGCAAAACAGCACAGUUUGCCCUGCCUUCCCCCACUGCAUUGACCUUCGAGCUCCUGUGUGCCAUAUAGAGCUUGCUGUGUUGAACUGAACCAAACCGAAGCAUGCCAGUAAAAAAUAAUCACCCCUGGCUUGAGAACUAGACUUUAUUCAGAAACCAGAAUGAUCCUGGCCCAGUUUUAAUGUAACAGUAUGACUAAAUACACUGAGAAGCUAGAAGAGAUCAAAAGAAAUUAUAGAUACAAGAAAGAUGAGCUUUUCAAAAGACUAAAAGUUACAACUUUUGCCCAGCUGGUCAUCCAGGUUGCUUCCCUAUCUGAUCAAACACUGGAAGUGACAGCUGAGGAGAUUCAAAGACUAGAAGACAAUGAUUCUGCGACUUCAGACCCCGAUGCUGAAAUCACAGCCAGGACCAACGGGAAGGGGAGCCCGGGUGAGCAGUCACCGAGCCCUGUCCAGUUCAUAAAUAGCGUGGGAGCAGGGGACUCCAAUCGCUCCACUCUCCAGAGCGUCAUCAGUGGUGUUGGGGAACUGGAUCUAGACAAAGGGCUAGCGAAGAAAGCAGAGCCCAACACCAAAGACAAACCUUACCCCGACUGCCCCUUCCUGCUGCUCGAUGUGCGAGACAGAGAUUCUUACCAACAGUGCCACGUUGUUGGAGCUUACAGUUACCCAAUUGCAACUCUGUCUAGAACAAUGAACCCUUAUUCAAAUGAUAUUCUUGAAUAUAAAAAUGCCCACGGCAAGAUCAUCAUUCUGUAUGAUGAUGAUGAGAGGCUGGCCAGCCAAGCGGCCACCACCAUGUGUGAGCGGGGAUUUGAAAACCUCUUCAUGCUUUCUGGAGGUCUAAAAGUCUUAGCUCAGAAAUUCCCAGAAGGCCUGAUUACGGGUUCCCUGCCAGCAUCUUGCCAGCAAGCCCUUCCUCUCGGCUCUGCCCGGAGACGAUCAAGCCCCAAAGUACCUCCCCCACCGGCUGAGAAUAAAUGGAGGUUUACCCCGGAAGACCUAAAAAAGAUAGAAUAUUACCUGGAAGAGGAUCAGGGUCCUACAGACGAUCCCAGCCGGCUGACCCAAGCGAAUGCCUCCGGAAGAGACUCCAAGGUUCCAAGCGCCCGUGGCGGUCCAAGCCUGCCUGCCGGGGGCCCUGCCGGCCACCCGAACCCCCGCUCGCUCAGCAGUGGCCCCCUGCAAGGCAAACCCUGGAAGUAAAGACUUUGUCUGUCUUAGUCAAAUAAAUGUUUUCUCUCCUUUUGAAACCCCUGAGCAGUUUCCCAGGUGGUCAUUUCAGAAACUGCUGCAGAGGAAAGACCACGACAUGUGACAUGUGUGAUAGGCCCUCUUUUCUCUUCCUGUCUCUAGUUCCUGUCCCCAUCCAACUCGGGAAGGAUUUUUAGAAAAAAACAGAGGCAUGACAGGCUCUAGUGUCCUCCCUAUUGUUUACAAAAUAUUUAAGUUUCUAAAACUGAGUCAGAAAAAAAAGUCUAAUUUUUUUAGGAUUUAAUUUUUUUUUUUUUUAAUAAGGUCCAGUUUUUUCGGGUCUAUAUCUAGCAUUGUUUUGUAAAUACUUCAGUCUCAUCUGGUGUGUUCUUCCCAACCAGUUGUUUCUCACUCACUCUUCUUGGUUUCCCGAAGGUUCUCCAGGUAGGCUUUGUGUCCUGAAAAGCUGGCCCUUGGGGAUGCAGAUGAUUCUUAGCUUUCAGCCUCCCCAGCACCCCCUCAGGUGCGGGCCCAUCUGCUGAGGCGCCUUUCCCGGCAUACGCUGCAAGCUCUGUCGUGAGUUUACAGAGGUGAUACCUGCGAGCCUCGCUCAAUUUCACGAUUCAGUGGAGCAGCUCUCACACUUCCUGAAUGUUCCCCCUCACUAGAUGUUUUCCUGGAGGCAGCACAGGUGAUGAUGUGGGCUCAGCUUGCCUUCCCACAAGGCCUGGGGCCUCUCACAGGAAAAGCCCGUCCAUCGUCCAGGGCCAUGCUGAGAGCCGCUGAAGCCCCCCAGAGCUGCCCCUCGUCUGUUGUUGGUGUAUCAGUUAUGAAUUUCCAUUACCCAGCUCAAGUCCAUCCAUCUUAGGUGGGUAAAAAUUAUGGCCCCUUGAAAAGAUCAGCCUCGGGUGGGCCACUGCAUGCACACAGGUGAGGACGACUCCACGGUCCUUUGUCAGAGCUGACAGCCCCUUAAGCCGUUGCUUAAAAUACAGUAUUAGUCUAAUUGAGUAAUUAAUGCAAUUUCCUGCUUACUUUUCAUUCUCAUGACAGAGCUGUGAUUAGGAGGUUGUGAUUAUAGAUUCUGGUUUGGGCCAGAAUUUUGAAUCAGCAUUAAUUGAAUUGCUAGAUGACUGACAUUCAUUCCAUUUAAUUGGGGGAACAAAAGACCUCAGGUAAGGAUGAGGAACUCUGAAAUCAUCAGGAAAAGGAAAAGCGCCUUGUUAAUUUUUAUGGUCUGUGAUCUGUAGCUGUGAUAAGGGACUGAGGAAUAAAUUGUGCUCUUUGUCAUGGCAACCAGCCUCUGAAAAGCCAACUGAAAAUUGCCUAUCCUUAGGUGGUUACCGCUGCUGGGUAAGAUUUGCCUUAACGGCACUCUUUUCUCUCGCCAUCAAAAAAAAAAAAACAACAAAAAAGUACUACAGUAUUUCUAGCACGGGGGCUGUGUUGUAAAAGAAAUAAAGGUAAUAAAUAUCUGAUAGAGGCAUAUGGAAAAAUAACUUUCAGAUUCAGCCCAGUUCCGUUUUAGUAUGUUUAUUCCUCUCUACUUGAUUUCCAAAGUACAACAUUUUCCAAUGCUUUAGAAAUCAAACAAACCAGCGACAUUGUUCAGAUGUCAAGCCGUGCCCAAUUUUCCACAAGAUUCAAGAAUCUUGUAUAAAAUUCAGCCAACGUACACAUAGCUUUAAUGAGGAGCCUGUCAUGUUUCCCCAUAAAUUUAUUGCCUGAGAACUUUGUUCAGCCUUUUGCUAAUGCCAAAAUGCUCUGGCUUUUUAUUUUCCUUACAGCAUAGAUUUUAAAAAUGCAAAUUUUCCACACUCAACUUUCCUCUAGCAUGGACAAGAUUUUCAGCCAUUUUUGACACAUAUACAUUUUUAAGGAAAAAAAAAUGUUUUCUCUGUCACAAAGUUCUGGUUAUGCCAUUUUAAAAUCGACUAGUCAGGAGGUAGAUUUUCCCACUUGAUCCUAUUUUUAAAGUAAACGGUAGUCCCCCUUUCUUCCUAUUCUGCAUCCCCAUCACCAGACAACACACGAGUGUUCAAAACUACUGUAAAUACGUGGAAAGUCAGGUUAGGCAAACCUAUUAGAAUUGCUGUGCAUCUAGCCGAACGAUCUGGCAGGUUGAGUGUAUUUAUGUGCCUUUCCCCGUAGUGCUUUGCCCUGUUGGUAAGAAUUUUAAGUAACUACUCCUCAAAGACCUGCUCUGAUUCUGCGCUUGGAGUGUUAAAUGUCACUCGCAGACAGUUUUACAUGCUCAAGGUGCUGCUUUGAGUGUUCUCCUUUACUCGUUUCUUCCUUAGAUUAAUUGACACGUAUUAUUUAAGUGACCAGUAAUACUUUGUCCAAUUGUGAAUGCUGAAGAUUAAAGUAUAUAGGUAUUAA
Molecule: messenger RNA, 4124 nt
Organism: Pteropus alecto (black flying fox)
Lineage: Eukaryota; Metazoa; Chordata; Mammalia; Chiroptera; Pteropodidae
Gene: CEP41
Product: centrosomal protein 41
Exons: 11
Coding region: 738-1754 (338 amino acids)
Biological process (GO): protein polyglutamylation; cilium assembly
Cellular component (GO): ciliary basal body
Source: RefSeq, a predicted model, not a curated record